CGUUUAACAUUGACGUAAAAGUGUUCGAAUAAACCGACAAAACAAAUUUUGGUCAGUCAAAAAAGAUUUAUCUAAUGGGAACAAGUCGCACGGGUUCAAAACAUUACCGAUUUGGUUAAAUAAUUAAACAAGGAUUAUUCCUGUUUUCGAAACAUGGAUGACAAGGUUUACUGCAAAAAUAAUUCAAAAACCAGAAUUAUUUACAGGUACUCUGACCGUGAGCUAUUUUCAUUUGUAAUAGAACAAUAAAUAUAUCCAGUCAAUUACAAUGAAUGAACCAGAAGAAUGUUCAAACUCUUCAGAUGAAGAGCAUUCUUCAACAUCCAACCAGCCAGUUCAAGAUGUGCUAGCAGAAUUCAGAGAAAAGUGGCAAAAAGAACUGAGAAUUUCUCCCAAACAUACUGUCACACCAACCAAAGCCAAUAAAGAGAUACAAGAUGAGAUAAUAUCAACCUCAAGUGACAUAGAAGAGCAAGCAAGAAAACUGUUCCUGAAAGGUGUUGAAAUGGAGAGAUCUGGAAAAUUGUAUGAAGCUAUACAGUUUUAUAGGAGAGCAGUGCAAAUUGUGCCAGACAUUGAGUUUCGUUUGGAACCACCCAAGAUCACUCCUAAAGAACAGCCUCCUUCAGUUGAAGAAAGCCCCAGUGUAACUAUAGAAUCAGAUGAACCUUCAGACAUUGACUCUGAUGAGGAAGAGAUAGAAGAAGGAAAACUGUUGCCCAGAAUCCAAAAAAAGUUGGCCAAAUCUCCAACAAUCUGUUACCCACAUUUUGAACAUGUUGGCACUCAUAUAUCACAGCUGCCAAUUGAAAUUAUUUUUUUAAUUCUCAGAUGGUUGGUUUCAAAUGACUUGGAUCUAAAAUCAUUGGAAUCAUUCUCUGGUGUUUGUAGAGGUUUUUAUCUCUGUGCCAGAGAUUCAGAAAUAUGGAGAUUGGCUUGUUUAAGGGUUUGGGGCUUAAAUUGUGGAUGUAGUCCAGGUUCAUAUGGAACUUGGAGGAACAUGUUUAUAGAAAGAGGCAGAGUACAAUUUAAUGGCUGUUAUAUCAGUAAAACUACUUAUAUAAGACAUGGAGAAAACAGUUUCCAGGAUCAAUUCUACAGGCCCUGGUAUAUUGUUGCUUACUUUAGAUAUUUAAGGUUUUUCCCAGACGGGAAAGUUCUCUUUCUGACAACAGCUGAAGAACCAGCUCAGUCAGUGGGUCAUCUCAAGUACAAGAACGCCAAAAACCCGGUUCUUACAGGGUAUUACAGAAUAAAAGACGACAAAGUCACUCUGAUUGUGCAAAAAAUGAACGACAAAACUGGACAAACCUUUAAGCGGAACAAACGCAAAGAUAAGGAUAACAUGUACGAAACUGCUGAACAAACAUUUCACAUGGAAUUGCAGAUUAAAAAUCACCGUCAAAAGAGACACAUGCAGUUGAUUUGGACUCACUAUUCAAUUUACACAAGAAAUGUUCUGGGUCAUGAGAGUACCUGUAACUUUGACAUUGUACCAAGCACGUUUCCCCCUUUGUGGUUCUCACGUGUAAAAAGUUACACGACCGAGUCUGAAAGUCCUUUACAAUAAAUGUAUAUUUUUCUAUAUAUUUUAGUAAAAAACCCCGUUGUUCCUUUGUUAACUAUUUGAUGAUUUAUUUCGUUUUUUGAAAACUGGUUUACACAAAUUUGUUAAUGCCGGUUGAGUUAUUUACUCAAUGUAUAUAAUAAAUGUUUUUAAUUCA
Aethina tumida (small hive beetle) is the source of this 1724-nucleotide messenger RNA. Its product is annotated as F-box only protein 9. The record is from RefSeq and is a predicted model, not a curated record. The transcript is spliced from 8 exons. Gene Ontology annotation, biological process: SCF-dependent proteasomal ubiquitin-dependent protein catabolic process. NCBI's taxonomy places the organism in Eukaryota, Metazoa, Arthropoda, Insecta, Coleoptera, Nitidulidae. Gene Ontology annotation, molecular function: protein binding. The coding region runs from base 269 to 1570 and encodes 433 amino acids. Gene Ontology annotation, cellular component: SCF ubiquitin ligase complex.